AUGGUUUCAGAUCAUCUGCCACCAAAAAUGGUAAGCACUUUUAAAAGUGAAUAUUACUUCCCUAUGCUGUACAUACUAACUGAUGCUUGGAUUGAUUGCAAUGCCAAAAAUGGAAAAAUUGAAUAUGAAUGGAAGAAAGAUGGAGCAGUUGUUCAAAACAGCAAAUAUGUGUCAGUGGACAAAGACACAGGAACUUUGAGAUUUAACCAGAUGCGGGCAAUUGUUUAUGGAACCUAUCAAUGUUUUGCGAAGAAUGAUUUUGGGACCUCACUUUCCAAGCCGUUUAAAGUGAAAGAAUCUUCAAUAGGAGCUUUUCCCUCCAAAGAACCCCAGGAAAUACAAUGUAAGGAGUUUGAACAUUGUAAAAUUCCUUGUCGAGACAAACCAGAAUGUUCACCGGAUUCUGAAUGCAAAGUGCAGUGGUUUAUUGGAGAAGGCACCAAGGGAAAGGUGGAUUUAUCAAAGAGAGUCGGGGUGGAUGGAAAUGGCGACCUCCAUUUUCUAAGGACAAAAGCCAAUGAUUGGCCAUGGGUAGGCUUAAACUACAAGUGUGGAGUAUGGCAUGAACAACUCAAGAUGCUGCUUGUUGGCAGUCAAACAACUCUUAAAAUUAUCACGGCUAGUCGUGUCCCGACACUGAGUCCAAAUUUGAUCUAUAAAUCUGGUGGUAAUGCCCAUUACAGAGGAGAGGGUGUUCUCAAAUGCAUGUUUUCAGGAUAUGCAGCACCAGAUAUUGAGUGGGUUUCUCCAGACAAUGUAGUCAUCAAGAAUUCUGACAAAUAUGUCAUCACCGAUUAUGAAAGGACACUGAUUAUUAAGGAUGCAAUGCAAAAUGAUGAGGGUCUCUACACGUGUACAGGAAACAACACACACAAGAUAAACCCCCAAGGAGUUUUUCUUAAUGUUACUUCUGCACCGAUGCUUGAUUCAGAAUCAAAAAAUCCCCAGAUGAAUGACUUGUAUGUGUCAGUUGGAAAAAAUGCCACAUUUUACUGUGAGGCCAUAUCUUUACCUGGGGAAAGUGCUCCAACUGCUCCACGGUGGAUGAAAAACGGAGUGGCUCUUCAAAUUGACGGAGGCAAGUAUAUUGUGAGCUCGAACCAACAGAUGCUGAUUGUGACCAAUGUACAGAAAGCUUUAGACUCCGGAGCUUUUCAAUGUAUGUCUGAAAACAGUGAAGGGGUUCUGCUCAAGGAUGCUUUACUCAAAGUCAUAGAUCCAAUAACCAUAAUACAGAGACCACAGGGAAGCUACAAGAUAAUGCCAGGAGAUAAAAUAAGUCUGGGAGUUUUGUCCACGAGUGAGCCAUCUUUGUCCCUGCGCUACAACUGGACAUUUAUCAGUCUGCAAGGUGAAGAGCAGGUGGUCAAAGACAAUGACAUAUGGAAGAUAUCCAGGCCGACACUUAACAAUCUGACCAUUGACGUCAGUCAGGUCUCAGAUCCUAGUGUUGUUCUCGGGGUAUCAGGGGAAUAUGUCGUAGACGUCUUCCAUAACUACGACUCCGAGAGAAUCAAGGUCACUGUGGAAACGGAGAUAAUCACUACCGGUAAGCUUGUUGUCACUCAGAGUUUCAUAAUUUCUAUCAUAAUUGUAAGAAUUGGAAGAUCAAGUUAAUAUUUACAUUUGGAAAUGUACAUCUUA
Molecule: messenger RNA, 1644 nt
Organism: Saccostrea cuccullata (small rock oyster)
Lineage: Eukaryota; Metazoa; Mollusca; Bivalvia; Ostreida; Ostreidae
Product: neurofascin-like
Exons: 10
Coding region: 1-1617 (538 amino acids)
Biological process (GO): cell-cell adhesion
Source: RefSeq, a predicted model, not a curated record